AUGGUAAAUUUAUCACUUUACACUACCAUCGCCGUAAUACUUCUUGACGGUGAGGGAAACAGGAUUCUUGCCAAAUAUUAUGGUCCCAGGAAUCCCUAUCCUACAUCUAAAGAACAAAAGGUCUUCGAGAAAGGAUUAUUCGAAAAAACUAGAAGAGCAAACGGUGAAAUCAUUCUCUACGACAAUAACGUGGUCCUCUACCGAAAUAACAUUGACGUCUUUUUCUAUGUUGUUGGAUCUGCUGACGAAAACGAACUUUUGUUAAGUAGCAUACUGAAUGCGUUCUAUGACGCCGUAUCCAAUUUGUUAAGGCAUCAAGUUGAAAAAAGGACCAUUGUUGAUAACUUGGAUCUUGUGGUACUGGCUUUAGAUGAGACGAUAGAUGACGGCAUUGCAUUGGAGACCGAUUCAAAUGUGAUCGUAUCUCGUGUAUCUCGUCCUCGCGCUGACACGACGGACAUUCCCAUCACAGAGCAAUCUUUUAUUCAGGCAUAUCACACUGCAAGGGAAAAGGUGGCCGAAAGACUAUUACGUGGCGUGUGA
Messenger RNA from Acaulospora morrowiae, 543 nucleotides. NCBI's taxonomy places the organism in Eukaryota, Fungi, Glomeromycota, Glomeromycetes, Diversisporales, Acaulosporaceae. The record is from the annotation of a GenBank genome assembly.